This is a messenger RNA of Balaenoptera musculus (blue whale), 2937 nucleotides long. It is a transcript of the gene CCDC33, whose product is annotated as coiled-coil domain containing 33. The record is from RefSeq and is a predicted model, not a curated record. Gene Ontology annotation, cellular component: peroxisome. Lineage: Eukaryota; Metazoa; Chordata; Mammalia; Artiodactyla; Balaenopteridae.
AUGGCCUUCAGGGGGCCUGAACCCUGGGUCCCUGCAUCCCUGCUGAGCCAGAGGCUGAAGGCCAACGAAAAGACUUUGGACCUGGAGUUCGAGGUCUUGAGCGUGGGGUUUAACGAGGAGGCCAGAUACGCCCUGUGGUUGUCAGCUGAGAGGCCCCGGCAGGCCAGCUCUGGGGCUGGGGUGCAGUUGCAGGUGAAUGAUGGGGACCCCCUCCCUGCCUGCUCUGCUGUCACCGAUGUCGUUGAGCAGAAAGACCCUGGCCAGAGCCUCACCCUCACCAGGAACAAGUUUGUCUUUACUUUGCUUAAAGCUUUCUGCAAGAAUGAUGGACAGCACGACGCACAGCUGCGCCUGGAGGCUGAGCGGGCCUCCGGAAGGGCGGCCCAGCGGGUGGGCGAGGCCAUUUUUCCCAUCUACCCACGCCCGGACCAACCCCGAAUGAACCUCUCGGUCCAGGAGCACAAGGACCCGCACCACUACUGUGGCAACCUGGCUCUGCUCCGGGCCAGUGCAGACCCCACGGCCUGCCACUGCGGGGGCCUGGCCUACAGGGUGGCCUUCCACAUGCACCAGGCCCCUCAGCCUCCUGCCACAAACUGCCCUCCCCGCGCCAGCCAGCCAGAACCAAUGUCACCGUAGGAGCCCACGAAUACCUCCCAGAAUGUGGACGCUGUCAUCAGCCAACUGUCUCCCUCUGAUAAGGAGGUCAUCACAGUCACUCUCCAUGGGGCCACCAACCUUCCUGCCUCCAAGGAUGCUUGGGCAGUGGGGCGGGGAGUUGGGCGGCCCGUGGCUCCUCGACAGAGCCACCGCGACCUGCGCCAUCACCCGGUUGCCAUGGGAACGCGCAGCGGGAGCCAAGCCGCGGAGCCUGGGAAAACCACGUCUGAGGAAGCGAAGAAGCAGAGUUCCAAGGCAGUCACAUUUGUGCCCUCGGAGCCCAGCAAAGCCCCCAUCGGGGGGGACACGGUCAAAGUGGAGAUCCAAGCUGAGGAUGCGGGGCAUGAAGAUGUGAUCCUCAAGGUGGUGGACAAUAAAAAGAAAGAGGGGCUGUUGUCCUAGCAAAUCCCCAUCCAGUACUUGCGUGUCUUCCACCCCUACCACUCCGAGCUGAUGAAACCCACUGAGUCUGGGAAAGCCGAUGAAGCCACUGCCAAGACCCAACUUUAUGCAACAGUCGUUCGGAAGGGCAACUUCAUCUCCCACUACAUGGGCCACAACCACACAGCUCUGGAGGUCUUUUUCCGGGGGGUCAACGAGCCCCUGGUCAACAGCCCCGGCCCCACGGUAGUCAUCGCCCGGGCGGUUCCCAACUACAGGGAGCUUCCAGUCAAUCAGGUAAACCGGGACCCAGCAUCCCUGGGGCUUCCCAUCACCCCACUCUCCUUCCCUAUCCCCCCUGUGAUGAACUUUGAUGUUCCUCGGGUCAGCCAGGAUGGGUGCCCUCAGCUGUCCAAGCCUGGGGGACCCCCAGAGCUGCCCCUGUGGAAUCAGUCCUUCCUCUUCCAAGGCCGAGCUGGAGCCACCAGCUUCCCAGAGGACAGAGCCCUGGUGCUGGAGUACUACUCCUCGUCUUCGAUGAAAGACAGUGAACCAUGGACCCUCAACAAGUCCCAGGGUAUCUCCGUGUUGCUGCUAAAGAGCCGUUUGCACCAUAUGCUGACAGGGAAGGGCCUGAAUGGGCUGCGUGUGGAGAAGCUCCCCAUCCAGGACACCAAGCUGAAAACCAUAAAUGGUGAGGUCCCCACGGUGGAUCUCUCCUUCCAGCUGCUUUCCUCUGAGAGGCCGGAAAACUUCUUGACACCAAACAACAGCAAGGUUCUGCCCAUCCUGGACCCCAAGAUCUUAGACAAGAAGCUGGGUACCAUCCGUGAGUCCUGGUCCAAGGCCACAGUGAGCUCCACAAUUGGCUCCAACACAUACACUUCUCAGGAAGCAGAGGAAGAGCUUCAGGUGCCCAAGAUGUCCCGAGAAAUGGAGAUGAACAGCUACCGGUGGGCCAUGCAGAAGAUGGCAGAGGACAUCCUGUCACUGCGGAAACAGACCAGCAUCCUGGAGGCAGAGAACCAAAUGCUGAGGAGCCAGCUGACCCAGGAGGGGGUACAAGAGGAGCCAGACAUCACUGACAGAGCCCAGAACCUGGCGUCCAUGAAGCAGAAACUGCUGCUGAGUGAGCUGGACGUGAAGAAGCUGAGAGACAAGGUGCAGCAUCUGCAGAAUGAGCUGAUUCGAAAGAAUGAUAGAGAAAAGGAGCUGCUCCUCCUGCACCAGACUCAGCAGCCACAGGCGGCGCUGCUGAGGCGAUACCAGGACAAGCUGCAGCAGAUGAAGGCGCUGGAGGAGACCGUGAGGCACCAGGAGAAGGUGAUUGAGAAGAUGGAGUGGGUGCUGGAGGGCAAGCUGCGGGAGAAGAACGAGCCCCUGCAGAACAAGCUGCAGGGAAAGCCCAGUGUGGCCUUCCCCAUGCUCUCAGCCUCUGGCCUUCCCCCGGGUCCGACGGGAGAGAAUCUGCCUGUUGACCUUUACUCAAUGCUGCUGGCGGAAAACUCGAGGCUGCGGGCAGAGCUGGACAAGAGCCGCCACCAGUCAGCCCCCAUCAUUCUGCAGCAGCAGGCCCUGCUGGAUCUUCUUGCCAAUAAUUCAGACAAGUUUAACCUCCUAGCCAAGCUGGAAUGCGCUCAGAGCCGGAUUCUUUCCCUGGAACGCCAGUUAGAGGACUCAGCUCGACGCUGGGGACGAGAGAAGCAGGACUUGGCCACACGGCUGCAAGAGCAAGAGUAUGGCUUGAGGCCCCCUUCCAACACGAUCAUCACAGAUGAGUCCAACCCCUCCACCCUCUCCAAGAACCAAAGGCGACCCUCCAAGCUGGACCCCUCGACGCCCAGCUCAGAGACUAAGCUCAACAAGCUCUCUAAAUCCCAGCAGACUGAGUCCUAG